Messenger RNA from Protopolystoma xenopodis, 516 nucleotides. NCBI's taxonomy places the organism in Eukaryota, Metazoa, Platyhelminthes, Monogenea, Polystomatidea, Polystomatidae. The record is from the annotation of a GenBank genome assembly.
AUGCCAACUAUUUUGGACCGCCUGUCCCGACCGACUGCUGUCUCAACUUCCUCAAUCCCUGUCUUCGCCUCAGUUACUGCAUCAAGUCAGCCAAUCGUCCGCAUGGCCUCAGCCAGACCUCAGCGAGUCUUAUCCAGACCGACGGGUGGCCGUCCAGUAAGUGGCAGGCCCUCUACUGUCGACAGGGAACAAGUGGUUAAAACACGAAUAGUGAAGUCUCUUGACUCAAAAGGUGACACUUUGGAUGCCAUGAGGCUCACUGGCAGUUCGGCAUCUGAAGCAGAGGCCAGUUCAACCGUUGAGCAAGUAGAAGCUGUGCCUGUCCAGUCGAAAUCAACAGAUCACGAAGCCCAAUGGCCGCCUGAAAGCCAGCUCAAGCUCACUACAUCCGACCGGGGAGAGCUGACCGCCUGGGAGAGAUGGAUUCUGGCGAAGGAAAAAGAGCGUAGAAAGCUAGUGGCUAGAGCUCAGAUUGAAAGGGCAAGUAUUCAAAACAUUUGUAAAUCAGAUUCGUAG